AUGCAGACUAUUAAGACGGUGGAGACCCAGGUACCCUUUCUAAGGGAGAGCUUCUUCACCACCACUUUCAAAGACAGGAGGAAGAGUAGUGUGACCAACCUCCUUCGUAGGCAGCAGCAAUCACUCCUCCAACAACAACAACAACAUCAGCAACAACAACAAUACAUUUUACAGGAAGGAGAAAAGCAACUGCAUUCUCAACUUUCUCCCUGUAGGGGGGAGGGGCUGCCCACGCCAUCGCAUCCUCGUCUGGCUCGCUCGACCAGCAGCCCAUUGUGUGAGACAUCGGAGCACGUGGCGACAGAUGGGGGGAGGGGGGAGGGGCAGCAGCAAGACAGGGAGGGGAAACACAGAGUGAGAGAGACUGAGCAGGGGAAGGAGGGUGAGCGAAUGGUGAGUGGUAGUGAGCCCAUAGCUGCCGGUGCCAGCCCCCUCCCAUCAGCAGCAUCAGCAGCAUCAGCAAAGGCAGCAUCAUCCUCACAGCCGUCUCUGACACCAGUGAGUAGGCAGCAGGGAUUAGUAGGCAGCUCCAACCAGGGCCUGACCGGCAGAGCAGCAGUCGACGUCCAGGGGGAAGAGCAGCACACCCAUCCUCAACCCCAGCAGCAUGGCCUGAUCGCCAAGGGGGUCCGCCUGCUGAGGAACAUGGGGAACCAGGAAACUAAGCAGAAGAAAGGGGGAGGUGGAGGCGGAGGAGGGGGACUGGAUGUUUCCUAUGAUGGGUCCACCAACAGGGAAGCUGACAAGAAAUCCAACAGGAGCAAGAGUAAAGCAAGCAAAGGGGUAGAGGACAACGGCUCGAAGAAGAAACCAAAAUCUGAGUCAAAGAGUUCGGUAUUUUCAAGCAUGAGAAUCAGGAAGAGUCUGUCGAAGGCAAAAGGAUUGUCCAAUGAGGACAUCUUGGAAGGUGGAAGACCAGCCUCAACUGAUGUGUUAAGGCUCGGCACCAAUAUGGAGGCAAGCCUGUCAGCCUCAGAGAUAGGUAUGAUGUCAGACAGUGAGGAGGGCCAAGGUCAUGUGAGCAGAGAUGGCUAUCAGUCCAUGAUGGACAAAGAUGGCAGGAAGACAAGCUCGGGGUCAGACGCUGACAUCUACAGUUUCCACUCAGCGGUGGCUGAAGAUGAGGACCUGCUGUCUGAUAUCCAGCAGGCCAUCCAAGAGCAACAUGGUGCUGGCAAUGGUGUCCUAGAGAGGGUCAGUGCUUCGCUGAGCAGAGAAUCAACCUCUGAAUUGAUUAAACAUGAGGCUCCUGACAUAAAUAAAUUAGGAACAGAAAGACAUGCCAAAUCCUUAUCGAGGAAUUCAUCUGAACAAGGCUCUUCAAGUGAGAGUGGUCCAUCAUCAUCAGCUCCAGAUACAGAGAGAAGCAGCGGCAGCCACCUUCCAAAAACCAACAGCACCUACAGCUUCCCUGACACUACCCCAACCACCACCUCCUAUGAGAGUGCCGAGGAGCCACAGGAUGAGCUGGAGAGUCCAGUUUCACCCUCCCGGCUGAGUCCUGCUAAUGGGACUACAAAGAGUAAAGUCCUGUGCAUACCAUUUAUCAGUUUAGACCCUGCAGAAACAGGGCCAGUGGGGUCACACAAUUAUGUGAGCAGUACGGAUCUGUCCACACAGAGGGAGGAAGAGGAGCAAGGUGGGACACUGAAGAGGAGAAUGAGUACCCUGUCCUUUAGCCAGUUGAUGUCAGAGACUUCCAAGCCAUCUUCCCCGAGAAGAACAUCCUCCACCGUUUCCUCCACUGUCAAAGUCUACCCUCCUAUCCAUCCCUCAUAUGUUAAGACCACCACCAGGCAGCUCACCUCACCAGUUGGCUCCCCUUUAACAAGCCCACAGGUCCCCAGGAAAAUCAAAGGAGUAGCUGAUUCAGAAUUUAGCAGAGGGUCCCGUGAAUCCCAGCAAUCGAGGAAUUGCAGGCAGAGAUCCUGCUCCAUUGCUGGGCCUCUCAGCCUCUCUGCUGACUGGACCAAAGACCUGGACGACCUGAGAUUCAGACAGGAUGCUGGGGGCAGGUUGAAAGAGCAGGGGGCAUCAGAGAAAGGGUACAAAGGUGGGUCUUACUGGACACUGGGAUCCAGGAGAUCACACUCUGGCCGCCAGACCGCCAGUGCCACACUACCUAAUCUGGAUGUCUUUUCUGGAAACACUCUGUUAGAGAGGUUGAGUGAGCAGGACAAAGAGGAGUAUUCAGAAGAGGAGGCCAGGGAGCUAUGCUGUCGUAUGUUGGCCCUGGGUGUCCUACAACCCUUUGGAGACAACCUGAGAGAGUCACAAGGAAUCAUCUUUGCUGAGGAACAGCUGUAUACAUGGGCCUCUUUAGGCCUGCAGGUGCCAACCCACCUAUGGGAACUCUAUGGGGGGCGAACCACUGGCAGAUUACAGGCUGCGUGGCCCCCUCCAAAGCAAAGUUUAACCAGCGCACCUAAAGGACACCACUCUCAGGCAGAUUCAAGCCUGUUAAAGUCAGCUCAGUCAUCUUCGGAGGAGGAAGAGUGUCUCAUCCCCCAGCUUGAGAGGACCAUCAAUGCCUUGCAGAUUAAGAUCGCAGUGCUGCAGGGCCAACAAGCCUCAAUGGCAAAGGACAGGGAGGAUAAUGUAGAACUUCCUGCUACCACCACCCACCAGUCCUCCAACACAAGAGGCAGGAGGUCAAAAAAUUCAAGCCAGGAGAUCGCCGUCCAGACAUCACCCUUGGAAGAGGGGUUUAAGUUUGAAGUGCCUUCUAGCAAGGGCUUGGCAAGCGUCUCAUCCCCUGCCUCCCUUCCGGCCUCCCUGUCAACUCCCAACUCUACACUUCCCAGACCUGCAGGUGGCUUCGUCUGCACCUGCCAGCAGAGGCAGCAGCAAAGCAAUGUCCAGCCUCCUCCUCCCCCUCCACCAGCACCCAAGUUCUCUGGAGGGAUACCCCCAGUCCAACAACCACUAGCACCCCUGCCACCACCACCACCACCUUUACCAGGCGGUGCAAAACCCCCACCGCCCCCACCACCACCUUUGCCAGGGGGUGCAACAGCCCCACCACCCCCACCUCCCCCGCCCCCACCGCCAGGCUUUGGGCCGCCACCUCCUCCUCCCCCACCACCACCAGGUAUGGGCCCCCCUCUGCCACCGCCUCUCCCAGGUAUGGGUCCUCCCCCGCCACCCCCCUCCCCUGGCUUUGGACCCCCUCCUCCACCCCCUCCCCCUGGCUUUGGACCCCCUCCACCCCCAGGCCCUAUGCCCUCCGUGAUGGUCCAGGAGGCAGUCUCUGCCAAGGCUCUCAUAGAGCCACCCAAGCCCAUGAAGCCCCUCUACUGGACACGCAUACAACUGCAUGCUAAAAAGUACAGUGGGUCAUUAGUAUGGGAGAAGAUUGAGGAGCCAGCUGUGAACUUUGACGAGUUUGUGGAACUCUUCUCCAAAAGUGCUGUCAAAGAGAAGAAAAAGCCGAUAUCAGACACCAUCAGCAAGUCAAAGGCCAAACAGGUGGUGAAGCUGUUGAAUAAUAAGCGUUCCCAGGCUGUGGGAAUUCUGAUGUCCAGUAUUCAUCUUGAUAUGAAGGACAUCCAUAAUGCAAUCCUAAAUAUGGACAACACUGUUGUGGACCUGGAAACUCUGCAAGCCCUUUAUGAAAAUAGAGCCCAAGACGAUGAGCUGGAUAAGAUUGAAAAGCAAAUCAACUCAGCCAAAGACAAGGACGAUGCCAAGCCACUGGACAAACCUGAACAGUUCCUCUUCCAGUUGUCUCAAAUCCCCAACUUCUCUGAACGGGUUUUCUGCAUCCUUUUUCAGUGCACCUUCCACGAGUGCAUCUCCUCAGUCGUUCGUAAAUUAGAAAUCCUUCAGAGAGUUUGCAAGACUCUCCAAAAUGGGAAUUACGUGAUGCAGGUGCUGGGCCUGGUGUUGGCUUUUGGUAACUAUAUGAAUGGUGGGAAUCGAUCUCGAGGCCAAGCCGACGGUUUCACUUUGGACAUCCUCCCAAAACUCAAGGACGUUAAGAGCAGCGAUAACUCCCAGAGUCUUUUGUCCUACAUUGUUGCUUACUAUCUAAGGCACUUUGAUGAGGAUGCCGGUCGAGAGACCUGUGUCUACCCUCUCCCUGAGCCUCAGGACCUUUUCCAGGCCUCCCAGAUGAAGUUCGAGGACUUUCUUAGGGACCUCCGCAAACUGAGAAAAGACCUCAACGCAUGCUCGGCCGAGACACAGAAAGUGUGUAAGGUGUCCUCGGAAGAAAACUUGCAGCCCUUCAUGGACAAGAUGGACCAUUUUCUGAGCCAAGCCAAAACAGAGCUGGAGGCACAAGAGAAACAGCUGACGGACACACAAGCGAUCUUUGUGGAGUUGAGCGUGUUCUUCUCUGUCAAACCCAAGGCGGGCGAGAAGGAGGUUUCUCCAAAUACGUUCUUCUCCAUUUGGCACGAGUUCUCCACCGAUUUCAAAGAGCAGUGGAAGAAGGAGAACAAGCUGAUGUUACAGGAACGGGUCAAAAUGGCAGAAGAAUGCUUCAAACAGGCCAGGGAAAAGGCUUCAUACAACGUUAAACCAAAACACGCGACUGGAAUGAAAGCCAAGCUGGGUCAGAAGAUGUGA
Lampris incognitus (smalleye Pacific opah) is the source of this 4572-nucleotide messenger RNA. RefSeq names its product formin 2a (gene fmn2a). The record is from RefSeq and is a predicted model, not a curated record. Gene Ontology annotation, molecular function: microtubule binding. NCBI's taxonomy places the organism in Eukaryota, Metazoa, Chordata, Actinopteri, Lampriformes, Lampridae. Gene Ontology annotation, cellular component: nucleus; cytoplasm; actin filament. Gene Ontology annotation, biological process: intracellular transport; actin nucleation.